CAUAGUCAAAAAAGCAGCCACAUGAAUUCAGAAUGAUAGAAGAAAGGAUGGGAAGUCCAUCUUGUGAGGUUGUUUUGCUGAAUCAAUCUGAAACCCAUACCACCAAAUCAAACACUCUCAUUUUGCAUAUCCAAAUCUUGAUUGUGGAUGAUGAUCCAACCUGUCUUUCUAUUGCGGCAGAAUUAUUGAAACGGUGUUGCUCAUCAAAAGGUACAUCCUAUUGAAAAUUCACUCUUAAAAUUUGAGCUUCCAUAGUUGUUAAGUGUUGUUAUUGUUUCAUCCAUUUCGAAUUAUUUGCCCUUUUCCCUCUCUUAAUUUUUGGUGUCCAUUUCUGUGAUUCAUGGAUAUGAUUGUUUGGUUGUUACACUCUUCAGUAUAACAUAUACCAUUUUUUUUUUCUAAGGGCACAGGGUCCAUGGUAUAUACCCUUCAAUUUUGAGUUUAUAUGGUACAUCCUGACAUCAAACCGUUGUGAUUUGUAGACGAUUUUCGUGUAAAUUAACAUGCUUUUCUUGUUCCUUGCUAUACUAUUGAAGAUUGAGAAUUUUUGUUAUAGACAAAUCAAAUUAUUAAGAUGAUGUUUUUGAGGGUAUGCACCCAAAAUUGAAGACGAUUUUUCAUGUAAAUUCACACAAUUUGAAUAAUUGUAAUACAAUUUAACCUUGAGAUCGUUUUGAGAGAAAUUGGAUAAUCUAAAGGACAAUUAUGAGAAUAUACCCUCAAAGUUAAGUGUAUAACAUAUGCACACCGUUUUCUAAUUUCUCAUAUUUAAGACUGAAUUGUCGUAUUUUUUUUCUUCAAAACAAAUGAAUAUUUUUUUAUAUAUUCAAAUUCAUCACAAUGGGGCUCAAAUGGUAGAAAUAUACAUGUAAUUUCCCUCCGUAUUUAGGUUUAUGCAUAUUAAACUCGAAUGGCCAAUUUCAAUCCAAUGUUUGUAGGUAUAUUAGAGCUCGAUAGGAAAAGGCCUAAUUGUUUUUCAACUACGAAAUUUUAUUUUUGAAGAAAGAGAUAGUGUGUAUGUGCUUUAAGAUAAAAACAUGCAUUUGACUGAAAUAAUCUUUGUUUGUUACCCACUAGUUUUUUCGUAUAUAUAAAUUGUUUGCUACCCAUCAGUCGCUGUAAAAGUUGUGGAUUUGGUUUAUGCCUUUUAUCUUCCAUUUUUUGCUUGGUUAAUGUGUUGUAAUGAGUGAUAAGAUUUUGGCCUUAUAAAAUCUAAUCAAACUUCUAAUAUUAAAUAUGUUCUCCCAUGUUUUGCUAUCUUAAUGCAUUUUAAUGUUAAUAGUUUCACCUUAAUCUUUAAAGAUUCAGUAGUCUUCAGUCUAUGAUAUAUUGGGCUUAACUUUUAAGUAUCAAAAUCUAAUUCUAACCACCAGAAUUUAAUAGGAGCUCUCCAUUGUUUACCAGACUUUGAACAAUCUUCUAUAUUUAACUUUGCUCAUAUACUUUUUUAGUGUACUUUAUAUGUUGGUGUCAUUCUAAAUAUUGUCUCGCAUUUAUGAGAACUUGAUAGAUGAAAGGACAAGACUUACUGUCACAGCGACAAAAAACCCAUUGGAGGCAAUGAGGGCGUUGCGCGAGGAAAAUAAUUAUGACAUGGUAGUUAUGAGUCUACACAUGCAGGAGGUGAACGGAAUGGAAUUUCAAAGACAAGUUGUUCGAGAACUCAAGAUUCCUGUAAUCGUAAUGUCAGCUGAUGACGAUCAACAUUUGAUGCUCAAGACUUUAGAGGAUGGAGCUAUUUUUUACUUACUAAAACCGGUUAAUGGAGAAGAUCUUAAGAAUGUGUGGCAAUAUGCUAUUACAAUAAAGAAGAGAAAAUCUAUUGUUUUUGAAGAAAGGAGUGACAAUUUAUAUUCAAAUAUCGAGAAAAUACCUUGUCAUGAUACCAAGUCGACGUCAUCUAUCAACAACGACAUCGAUCGUAAUAGUGGACAACUAAAUAUCAUUUCGAAAGUGGAAAGAAAAAGGGGAAGGAAGAAAAUGGCUAAAGAAGAUGAUGGUGGACGUGAUUUUGAAGAUGAUGGAGAACUUCACAAUAGUGCUAAAAAGAGGUCAAAAGUGGUUUGGACGAGUUCACUUCAUACUCGUUUUCUGCUAGCUGUUAACCAUAUCGGACUCGACAAGGCUGUUCCCAAGACAAUCCUUCAGUUUAUGGGUGUGCCAGGGCUCACAAGAGAAAAUAUUGCAAGCCAUUUACAGAAGUAUCGUAACUUUUUGAAAAAGCUUAUAGAAAAUGGUGGAAAGUUUCCGUCGACCCUUUCACAAAGGACUUUGCGAUCCUUUGGUUCUAAUUCGUCGUUUCUCUAUAGAAGAAUCAAACUACAGGACUUAGAUAUGCUAAGUCGAAGAAGGCUCGAUCCAUUGUUUCAAACGGCCAAUAAGAGUUCUAGUUUUAUCCAACUGCGACAUCACAAUCAUAAACUUUCACAUUUGUCUCUUUUUCAAGGACCGAGCAACUAUCAACCCCAUUUGUUACAGUCUGACGAUAUUCGAAGAAACCUUACAAAUUCCAACCAAGGUUUUUCAAGAUUUGGUGAUACUCCAACAUGCAAUAACAUUGGGACUGCAUCAAAAGUUGGAGGUUAUGGUUACAAUCAAAUUUCAGGUAAUAGUUCUAUCAAUACUAAAGCAACUACGAUGGGUAGUCCUUAUCAAAAUCAAAAGUUCAACUUCAAUAGUUAUACCGAAAUGAAAUUAAAUGGUACGGGCUGUGAGUUUAUUGGAGCUAGUAAACCAUCAUUCAAUGGGAGUAUUGGAUUGCUUCCAAAUGUUGGCUUUAAUGGUUCAAAUCUUGGAUUGAGAAACCGGGAUUCUAAUGGGGACAAAAAUGUUGCACCAACACUGGCAAUGAAUGAGCCGUUAGGCUAUAGUUCAGCUUCACAACAACCUUCUCUCUUUAUAAAUCCACUCCCAUUCCCAUCAAGCACCAACAAUAAGCAAAACAAUUAUUUGGGAUCGUCGGCAACGUUGUGCCAAGAACUCAAUUUUUUCAAGAGAUCAAAUGGAGGAAUGAACAACCAUGUUGAUGUGAUCAAUAUGAUGGGUAAUACUUUUACCAACCUUGCCAAUGAUGCUCCAUGCUUUGGCGAGUAUACGUUCAAUCAUCAACUACAUGAUGACAUUGAGAAGAGUGGACUUCAAUCCAGCAAUUCCAUCCCUUCUUCAUUGGACACAAGUCAGCAAGAAGAUGGAGUUCGAGAGCUCAAGUUCUCAAGUGACAAUGCUCACUAUGGUGAUAUUGAAAUGAACAAUCUUGUUACGCAGUUGCCACGGUACCCAAACUUCUCCAAUGAAUUGUCUCAACAUACGAAGAAAACUACCAAUCUUGAAGUAAAUGCCUAUGAUCAGCAAGAAGUUGGAGUUACAAAGAUCGCAUUCUCAAGCGACACUUCUCACCAUGGUUCUAUUGAAAUGAACAACCUUGUAACCCAGUUGUCACACCCUAGCUUAUCUGAUGAGUUGUCACAACAUACAGAGCAAACUAUCGACCUUGAAGAACUUUUAGAUGCCUCUAGUCAGGAAAAAGACGAAGUUACAAAGUCAAUGUUCUCAAGUGAUUUUCAAUAUGAUGUUAUCCAAAUGAACAACAUUGGAAGUCAGUUGUCAGACACCAUCUUCUCUAAUGAGUUGCCUGAAUGUGCAAAUCCAACCAAUUUUGACGAAAUAAGAAGCAAUUUCGAGACUGACUUCAAUCCCAUCAAUGAUAAGCAGGGUGCAAAUGAUGGAGAGACAGUAGAGCUCAAUUCUAACGACUCGUUUCUAGCAGAGAUCGAAGCAAUAUUAGACAAUAAGGAUUGGGCCGAUCAGUUCAUUGAAUGUCUCCAUGAAAACAAGGAUUGGACAUCCUUUUGAAGCAAAUAUUACAGUUGACAAGUCAAAAACUUGUAAUGCAAACCAAACAGGAGAAGUUAUUCAAAAAGUUAAUAUAUUGUUCAAACAAUGCAAAAGAAAACUAAAUAAUAUCAGUUUUACAGUGUGGUAAGAAGUAAGAACUAAGAAGUAGAUGGAAUUUGCUUCCAAAGACUUCAUAUUUGGACAACUUCUUAGAUUCUUGACAUAGUUGAGGUUUAGUUUCACUAUGUAGUUGGAUCACUGAUAUAAAUGUUAAAACUGUUC
Molecule: messenger RNA, 4116 nt
Organism: Linum trigynum
Lineage: Eukaryota; Viridiplantae; Streptophyta; Magnoliopsida; Malpighiales; Linaceae
Source: the annotation of a GenBank genome assembly